AACAUUUCGAGUCAUCGAAUGGCACAUUUCUAUAAUACAUUAUAGUGUGUGGACGCAGCCUUGAUGGCCUCUUUCCUCGUUUCUCGUAGCACAAUUCUGGAAACAUUACUUGGCGUAGUGUGUUACGGGUCUAGUCGUAUCCACUGAUCUGUGAUCAUAUUGGGCGCCUUUUGGUAGUCGUACCAACGUACGAAUCUGAGCUUACCGGUGGAGCGCUGAAGGCUGGCUGAAGGUUCGCUAACAGCUGGGUGGGGAGGAGCAGGGUAGUCGUACAGUUGAGGAGGCUGAUUGGGGCCCGGGUUGAGAUAUGAAACGUGGUUUAAUACGAUUAGCUGUAUGAAGGAAUGGACGCAUAGAGAACUAGGUUUAUCGGAUAAUUUUCAGGACGCUAGGGAAUAAGUGGUUUGGUUAUCCGGAGAAUAUUGGGCAGACUUUUCGAGUGAGAUUAAAUGAACGUCAAUGGCUUUUAAAAAGCAAUGUCUGUUGUCUCUUCUGAUAACAUUAUUAUUUUUUGUAAGUUUAUCGACAGCCGGAAAAGAAGAGGAAGAAGGUGUGAAGUACGCCGAUGAAUGUGAAGUUUGUAAAAUACUUGCCAUUGAAUUGGAGUCUCGUUUGGAAGAAACUGGAAAAUCUCACGAUGUCAUAGAACUAGGAUAUUCUGUUGAUGAUGUUAAACCAAAAAAGAAGACCAAAUAUCAAAAAUCAGAACUGAGACUAAUUGAAUCAUUGGAAGGUGUUUGUGAUCGUAUUCUAGAAUACAACAUUCACAAAGAAAGAUCUGAUAGUACACGUUUCGCCAAGGGUAUGAGUCAGACAUUCCAAACUUUACAUGGCUUGGUUGAUAAAGGUGUGAAAGUGGAACUUGGUAUUCCUUAUGAACUAUGGGAUAAACCAUCUGUAGAGAUUACAAACAUGAAAUCACAGUGUGAAACGUUGCUUGAAGAAAAUGAGCAAGUCAUUGAAAACUGGUAUUGGAAGAGGCAGGGAGAAAUUCCAUUAAAAACAUAUCUAUGUUCAGACCGUGUUUUAAAGGGUAAAGAUGAUCGUUGUUUGAAGGAAGAUGUGAAAUUGAAGAACAAAGGAGAAAAAAGUGACAGAGGGGACAAAAAAGAAAAAGAAGAAUUAUGACCUUUAUUGUAAUGGACUGACUACUGUGUGUAUGGACCAUGUAAGAAUUUGGAAAGCAUGCCCUUGACCAAUGCUCCUUAUAAAUCUUGAAUUUCACAUUGGAUGUGUACAAGUCCUUUUGACAAUUGUGCCUCAAAUUGAAGCAUUUUAUAAUAUACGUUUCAAAGCUCUUAAACCUGAAAUUUCGAAAUAUAAAAUCAUACAUUGCAAAUAGAUUUUAUGUUUCUCAAUUUUAAUUUAGGUUGGCUUUGUUUCUGCUGAUGCAAGUCACUAGUUAUUUAGAAAUAUUUGUUAUUGAUUUUAAGUCAUCUCUGUAAACAUGAGUGAUGUAAUGGUUUUGAGCAGAGACCUGCCAAAGUGAUACCUAAUAUAAUGAUGAUUAUUGAUGAUUACAAUAAAACAUUUUUAUUGUUUUAAAUUCAUGCUUUCCAUAUAUUUUCUUCUUAUGUUAAGAUAUACACCCUUUAAGACAAAAUUAAAUACUUAUUUUUUUCUGUUUUUAUUAUGUUUGUACAAGGAGCGGAAGGGUUUGAAUACACUUCCUUGUGUUAUAUUUGAAGACAAAUUUCAAAUUUAGAAAGUUUCGAAAGGUAGU
Messenger RNA from Gryllus bimaculatus (two-spotted cricket), 1723 nucleotides. Lineage: Eukaryota; Metazoa; Arthropoda; Insecta; Orthoptera; Gryllidae. The record is from the annotation of a GenBank genome assembly.